UAAACCGCCAGAAUUACGUUAUCUCAUAAUUGCUUUCCUUCAAUCCUAGGCCACUCUUGCAACUCUCAAACACACUCCCAAAAUCUUGUUCUUCUUCUUUUCUUUUCAAAGUGUUAAUGCGAAAUGAGCAAGCAUUUACUAGAGACUCACAUACGAAUCCAACCACUUCCACCACGCUCACACACAUUUCUCUUUCCCACACAAUUACAAACUCUUCAGUCUAGAAAAUCCUUCACCACCAAGAAAAGCUCUUUUUGUCUCAGCUUGUGUAACAACAAGAAGAAUAGCUUCUUCUUCAGCCAUGUAAGCGUUGUCAGAAGCUCGGUGACUCGAGGAGUGAAUGAAGUGGAAGAAGAUAAGCAGCCUGUGGUGAAAAAGGCUUACCCUUUUCUCGAAAUCGAGCCCAAGUGGCAGCGUUAUUGGGAGGAGAAUCGAACUUUCCGAACCCCAGAUGAAAUUGAUACUUCCAAGCCUAAGUUCUAUGUUCUUGACAUGUUCCCAUAUCCCAGUGGAGCUGGUUUACACGUUGGCCAUCCACUGGGGUAUACUGCCACUGACAUUCUUGCUAGAUUCAAACGCAUGCGGGGUUAUAAUGUUUUGCAUCCAAUGGGAUGGGAUGCAUUUGGAUUGCCUGCAGAGCAAUAUGCAAUUCAGACCGGAACUCACCCAAAUAUCACAACAUUUAGGAAUAUCAACCGCUUUCGUUCUCAGCUUAAAUCAUUAGGGUUUUCAUAUGAUUGGGAUCGUGAAUUUUCUACAAUAGAACCAGAAUAUUAUAAAUGGACACAGUGGAUCUUUCUUCAGUUGUUAAAGAGAGGAUUGGCAUAUCAGGCUGAAGUGCCAGUCAAUUGGUGUCCUGCUCUUGGCACUGUCUUGGCAAAUGAAGAGGUGAUAGAUGGUGUUAGUGAACGGGGGGGUCAUCCAGUUAUAAGAAAGCCAAUGAGGCAAUGGAUGCUCAAGAUUACUGCAUAUGCUGAUCGUCUUCUUGAAGAUUUAGAUGACUUAGACUGGCCUGAAAGUGUAAAGGACAUGCAAAGAAAUUGGAUAGGGAGGUCUGAAGGGGCCGAGAUGGAAUUUUAUGUUCUUGACAGUGAUGGACAGGAAAGAAAUCUAAAGAUUACAGUUUUUACUACAAGGCCUGAUACCAUAUUUGGGGCUACCUACUUAGUUGUGGCACCGGAGCAUACUUUGUUGCCAUCACUGGUAUCCAUGGCCCAGAGCAAAUAUGUGAAGGAAUAUAUAGAUCUGGCCUCAAGGAAGAGUGACCUUGAAAGGACUGAACUUCAGAAGGAAAAAACUGGGGUUUUUAGUGGUUGUUAUGCAAGAAAUCCUGCUAAUGGGGAAGCUAUUCCUAUAUGGGUUGCUGAUUAUGUCCUUGGGAGUUAUGGAACAGGAGCAAUUAUGGCUGUACCUGCUCAUGACACUCGUGACUAUGAGUUUGCUUUGAAGUAUGACAUUCCAAUUCGUUGGGUUGUGACACCAGAGGAUAAAAGUCUCACUGAUUCUAGAUCUGCUUUUCCGGGUCAAGGCCUGAUUAUAAAUUCAUCAAAUUCAAUGUUGGGGCUUGACAUUAAUGGCUUGUCCAGCAAAGAAGCUGCUUCUAAAGUCAUUGAGUGGGCUGAUAAAACUGGAAAUGGGAAGAAAAAGGUAAACUACAAGUUGAGGGACUGGCUUUUUGCUCGGCAACGUUAUUGGGGGGAACCUAUCCCAGUCAUUUUCUUGGAUGAAACUGGUGAGACUAUUCCACUUCCUGAAACUGAACUGCCUCUUACCCUACCAGAAUUGGAUGAUUUCACUCCCACCGGAACAGGCGAACCACCACUAUCAAAAGCAGUGUCUUGGGUAAAAACAAUGGAUCCUUCAUCUGGAAAACCUGCUACACGAGAAACAAGCACCAUGCCACAAUGGGCUGGUUCUUGUUGGUACUAUUUGAGAUUUAUGGAUCCUAGUAAUUCAAAAGAAUUGGUGGAUAAAGAAAAAGAAAGGUAUUGGAGCCCUGUUGAUGUGUAUGUUGGUGGCGCUGAACAUGCAGUUCUUCAUUUACUUUAUUCCAGGUUCUGGCACAAGGUUCUCUAUGACAUUGGUGUUGUGUCCACCAAGGAACCCUUCCAAUGUGUCAUAAACCAGGGAAUCAUCCUUGGAGAAGUACAAUAUAUGGCUUUCCGAGAUUCAGAUGGAAAUUUUAUAUCUGCAGACUCUGCUGAUAUGUUGGGUGAAGCUAAUCAAGAAAGAAUUCCUGAGGAGAAAGUUGUGAAAUCUGGGGAUUCUUUUGUCCUGAAAGACAAUCCAAAAAUUCGUUUGGUUGCUCGUGCUCACAAAAUGAGUAAAAGUAGGGGAAAUGUUGUGAAUCCUGAUGACGUUGUUUCUGAGUAUGGUGCAGAUUCUCUUCGCCUGUAUGAAAUGUUCAUGGGACCUUUAAGGGACUCAAAAACUUGGAAUACUAGUGGUAUUGAAGGUGUUCAUCGAUUUUUAGGAAGAACUUGGAGACUGAUUGCUGGUUCACCUUCACCUGAUGGUACAUUCAGGGAUGGCACAGUGGCAAUUGAUGAAGAACCUACUCUGGAACAACUUCGUUCCCUCCAUAAAUGCAUUGCUAAGGUAACAGACGAAAUUGAAGGGACACGGUUCAACACUGGAAUUUCUGCAAUGAUGGAGUUCAUUAAUGCAGCAUAUAAGUGGGAUAAACAUCCAAGAUCAAUAUUUGAAGCAUUUGUUUUGUUGCUUUCACCAUAUGCGCCUCACAUGGCAGAGGAGCUUUGGUUACGUCUAGGACACUCAACAUCACUCGCAUAUGAACCUUUCCCUAAGGCUGACCCUGCUUACUUAAAGGAUUCGACUAUCGUCUUACCAGUUCAGAUCAAUGGCAAGACAAGGGGUACCAUCCAGGUUGAAGAAGCAUGUACAGAGGAGGAAGCUUUCAAGUUAGCAUCGAAGGAUGAAAAACUCUCAAAAUAUUUGGCUGGGAAGUCAAUCAAAAAGAGAAUUUAUGUCCCUGGCAAGAUCUUGAAUGUUAUAUUGGACCGUGAAAACAUCAAGGUUGGUGCCCGAUAGCCCUCUUCAACUCCUUGUAGGGGUUGGUGAUGCUUAUUCAUUUCAACCUGGAAGAAGCAGCCAUGACUUCACACUUACCCACCAACUUUGUAUCUUGCCCUGCAAUGCAAAUCCUCUAUGACCUUGCAGUAAUGCCUGGAAAUUUAUAUGCGAGCAAUGGGUGUUUGUGCACCAAUUCAUGAAUGUAUGAUCAUAGAUGCAAUCUUGUUGGUUAGGCAGUAGCACCUUUUCAUCCUAUACCGCAGUUGGUUUCUUUUUCCAGCUGAUACAGGUUUGUGGGUGGGUUUUUGGUUGACCUUUGCGAAUCGAUUAAGGUUGUCCACUAAGUUUCUUUGCUGUCAUCCAUGCUUUUGUAAUAUUUUUAAUGGUCAUCAGCCAAACAAGUAUGGAUUCUGUCA
Quercus lobata is the source of this 3449-nucleotide messenger RNA. RefSeq names its product tRNA synthetase class I (I, L, M and V) family protein. NCBI's taxonomy places the organism in Eukaryota, Viridiplantae, Streptophyta, Magnoliopsida, Fagales, Fagaceae. The transcript is spliced from 20 exons. The coding region runs from base 124 to 3051 and encodes 975 amino acids. The record is from RefSeq and is a predicted model, not a curated record. Gene Ontology annotation, cellular component: cytosol. Gene Ontology annotation, molecular function: ATP binding; aminoacyl-tRNA deacylase activity; leucine-tRNA ligase activity. Gene Ontology annotation, biological process: leucyl-tRNA aminoacylation.